Molecule: messenger RNA, 679 nt
Organism: Ornithorhynchus anatinus (platypus)
Lineage: Eukaryota; Metazoa; Chordata; Mammalia; Monotremata; Ornithorhynchidae
Gene: MRPS16
Product: mitochondrial ribosomal protein S16
Exons: 3
Coding region: 169-579 (136 amino acids)
Biological process (GO): mitochondrial translation
Cellular component (GO): ribosome; mitochondrial small ribosomal subunit
Molecular function (GO): structural constituent of ribosome
Source: RefSeq, a predicted model, not a curated record
CGGCAGAAUCAUCAGCCGUUCAAUCGCAUUUAGCGAGCGCCGACUGAGGUGCAGAGCACUGGACCAAGCGCUGGGAAUGGGCCAUCGGGCAGCAGAGACCGAUAAUAACGUUGGUGCCCGGGGGAGCAGCAACGCUCGGGGGAAAUCAUCACAAUCGUCCGCAUCACGAUGGCAUUUGGCCCGCUGCUCCCGAAAGCCUACGUGGGGGGCCACGUGGCCAUCCGCCUGGCCCUGGGCGGCUGCACCAACCGGCCCUUCUACCGCAUCGUGGCCGCCCACAACAAGCGGGCCCGCGACGGCAAGUACCUGGAGCAGCUGGGCUCCUACGACCCUCUGCCCAACGGCAACGGCGAGAAGCUGGUGGGCCUCAAUCUGGAGAGGAUCCGCCACUGGAUCGGCAGCGGCGCCCACCUCACCAAGCCCGUGGAGAAGCUCCUGGGUCUCUCUGGAUUUUUCCCACUGCAUCCCAUGACCAUCACAAAUGCCGAAAGGCUACGAAGGGCGAGGGCGCUCGAAGCCGCUUCGGCCUCCGAGAAAGCCGGUCCAGAAGCGGAAGGGCAGGAGGUGACGGAAAACUAACCUGUGGAAGCGUCAACCUGGAUCGUGGAAGUCGUUCUGUACUUCACGUGCUGAGACUUCACCCUGUUUCCCAGACCAAUAAAGGACUUUUUCAACGUCA